GCUCCCGACGGCGUUCUCUCCCGCCCUGUUCCGCUCCGUUCAGCCCUGUCCCGUGCCGUGCCGUGCCGUGCCGUGCCGGAUGGCCGCGAUCUCUCGGGCACCCGUGGGCCGAGGGCAGGGCCGCAGCCACGUACCCCGCAGGACCGGCAGCCGUGGUGACCUAGCGGUGGUGGACACAGAGCUGGAGAACGCUGGAAGAACUCUGUCCCAGCACGGCAGGUUCCUGAAGGUGUGCGAUGGAAACGCUGCUGGCAUGCAGCGGUGCCAGGGGCCGGGAGGCUCCGUGCGGGCAGGGAGCAGCCGGGCAGCUCCGGGCAGCGCCGCCCACACGCGGCUGAGAUCGGUCCUGGAGAAAGUGGCACAGCUAGAGAGCAAAAUCAUGGGUCAAAAAAAGCACCUGGAACUGCAGAACACUGACCCGGGCCUGAAGCCUGCGGCUGAGGAGUGCACCUCGUCUGCCUCUGGGCAUGAAGGCAGUGCCAGGGGGAGGAGGUACUGGAAGAAUGAUGGUACCCGCAGGAAUGCCUCUUCUGGGGCAGAGGAAAGCAUGCAAAGCCCUAAAAGGAGCGUUGUGGUUAAACAACACCUUGAUCUGGACAGUGAUGAAGAGGAAAUGAGAGAACUGAUGGAGAGCUCUUUGGGGUUUUCCAGUGGAAGUGAGAAUCAGAAGGUUCUGAGUAAGACUCCAGUUCCAUCAGGAAAGGCUCCUCCUCCUCGUAAGGAAGUUUCAUCAGCAGAGUUAUCUAAAGCAUCUUCUUCUCACAGCAAAGACUCAGAGAAAAGCGUGUUUGGUAGAGUCAAUUCACCAGCACCUUCACCCACCAGCAGAAACCUGUCGGGACAUACCAGGAGAUCUCGACUGCUGUCAUCUUCCAUGAAAGACAACACUGUAAAGAGUGCUCUGCCUAAAGCAGGCCACACUAAGCAAAUGCAAGACUCCCUUGAAAGUGACAGAAGUGAAAUAAAGUCAUUAGAUGAACUAUUCUCUGAAGGAGCUGGUGCAGAAGAUCCAUCUAGCAGCAGUUUGAAAUACUUUGGACUGAAUAUCAUGAGCCUUGAUGAUUUGGCACCAGAUUCUACCAGUAAGGCAGCAGAAUUAAAGCAGAAAGGAAAAGACAUUCAGUUUACUCAAGAAUCAAACAAAUACGUGAAAAAAGAUACAUUGCUGGUGGAAGAGGACCAGGCUGCUCUGAAAAUGACCAGUGCAAUAAGUGACAUGAGUGAUUCUUCUGAAGAGGAAGUUGAAAAAUCUGUCUCUGAAGCUGAAAUCUCUGAACAUUUAAGUGGAGUUUCCUCAGAUUUCCCUCCACGCAAACAGGAUUCCCUUAAUCAGAAUGAGAGUACUCUUAACUCAGAAUAUUCUGAAGACUUUGAAAAGUCUCUGUCUGCGACGGAGGGGGAAUCUGCAGAGGGACAUGGUGAGAGCUGCAGGUGUUGUGGAGCACGCCCACCCUCGGGGUCAUCCCCGGAGCAGCACAGGCGGGGACACCGAGUGACAGUCACAGAAAGCGCAGUGCAGACAGCAGAGCCCCCCUGCACCUCCUGCUGGCCGAAGGCAGACCCCGCUGCGGUGCUCGCCCCGCCUGGAGCCGGCUCCAUCGAUCCGGUGCCGAUUGCCAGACACGUGAUCAGCAUGGAUGCAGUAGAAGCCCUGACCGCGUACAGCCCCUCGCUUCUCGUCCUCCACGCCAUGUGCAAGCAGCACCUGAUGCUGACCCAGCAGUUUGUGGAGAACGUUCAGCACCUUCACACAGCCCUCGUGGAGUCGUUAGAGCACGAGGAGUUCCACUACCAUACCCUGGAAGAGGCUAAAGAGUACAUCAAGAAUCACAAAUCCCCACCUCUAACAAUUGAGCAGGCACUGGAAGAAAUUCGGAGAGAGCCCAGGAGAAAUAACUUGGACAGUUAUUGAACUUUAAGUGACAUUCAUAUUCACAGCUCUAAGGCUGAA
Messenger RNA from Motacilla alba alba, 1951 nucleotides. RefSeq names its product chromosome 28 C19orf44 homolog (gene C28H19orf44). NCBI's taxonomy places the organism in Eukaryota, Metazoa, Chordata, Aves, Passeriformes, Motacillidae. The transcript is spliced from 8 exons. The coding region runs from base 80 to 1912 and encodes 610 amino acids. The record is from RefSeq and is a predicted model, not a curated record.